AUGGCAGUUCCAGAUACCAUUGUUCCCCCCGGCCUCCCCGAUACCUCCUUUAUGUCCCCGUCUUAUUUCCCAGGAAAGCGUGGCAAGGUGAAACCCCUCAUAAGCAAUGCUGAGGCAUCGGAACAGUGUGGAAAAGUUCAGUUUGAUCCAAAAACGCAUCUUCAGUAUAACCCCCCUUCAAAUAUCCAUUCUAUGAAGGACUUGGGUUAUGAUGAUGAUGCUGGGAUAUCUCCAAUUGGGGUAUCUGAACCGUUCUCGCUAUUCUCGGCCGAGGCUAUUCGCUGCAUGAGGGCAGAAGUGUUGAGCAAAGAGGUAUGGAGUGAGUACCAGUUUUCGAGCAACCUUGCUAUGUGCCAGCUUCGAGGAUUUGCCCCAAAAUAUGCACCAUUCGUGUAUGAUGCAUGGAAGAACCCCGAGACGCUGGCUAUUGUGUCAAAAAUUGCGGGGAUAGAUCUGGUUACUGCCAUGGACUGGGAAAUUGGCCAUGUCAAUAUAUCCGUCCAGACAGAGGAGGAGAAAAACAACGCUCUGGCUGAGGCUGUGGAUGGAGUAGCAGGUACAUAUGAUGAUGAUAUUGCCCCUAUUGUUGACUGGCACACGGACAGUUAUCCGUUUGUUUGCGUGACUAUGUUGAGUGAUUGCACCGAGAUGAUAGGUGGAGAGACAGCACUUCGCACAGGUGACGGCAGUGUUGUGAAAGUGAGAGGGCCACAGAUGGGAUGUGCCGUAGUGCUUCAGGGCAGGUACAUCGAGCAUCGGGCUUUACGAGCACUAGGAACGACUGAGCGCAUCACGAUGGUCACUUCAUUCCGGCCUCGUAGCCCGACGCUUAAGGAUGACACCGUGUUGACAACGGUGCGGCCGAUCUCUGAUCUCUCCGAAUUGUACUUCCAGUUCAGCGAGUAUCGGCUAGAGAUGCUGGAGGAAAGAAUCCGGAGUCAGCUAAAAGAAGCUCGCGAUGCAAGAUACGCUGGCAGGCCUUUCAAUACACAGAAACUGAAGAAAUUCCUUGCAGUCCAGAUUGAGUUCUUAACUCAUAUGAACAACGAGAUUGUUGACAACGAUAAGGUGCAAAAGGGCGUCGCCGAUGACAGCCAUCUGCGAUCAGCGGAUCUGAAGGAGCGCUCAAGAAAACGGGCUCUCGCUACAGUUGCAUAG
Nannizzia gypsea CBS 118893 is the source of this 1158-nucleotide messenger RNA. RefSeq lists its product as hypothetical. Bases 1 to 1158 code for a protein of 385 amino acids. The transcript has 3 exons. The record is from RefSeq and is a predicted model, not a curated record. Lineage: Eukaryota; Fungi; Ascomycota; Eurotiomycetes; Onygenales; Arthrodermataceae.